Aspergillus clavatus NRRL 1 is the source of this 2412-nucleotide messenger RNA. RefSeq names its product putative C2H2 transcription factor Crz1 (gene crzA). Gene Ontology annotation, molecular function: DNA-binding transcription factor activity, RNA polymerase II-specific; RNA polymerase II cis-regulatory region sequence-specific DNA binding. Gene Ontology annotation, biological process: regulation of DNA-templated transcription. The transcript is spliced from 2 exons. The record is from RefSeq and is a predicted model, not a curated record. Bases 1 to 2412 code for a protein of 803 amino acids. NCBI's taxonomy places the organism in Eukaryota, Fungi, Ascomycota, Eurotiomycetes, Eurotiales, Aspergillaceae.
AUGACCUCACAGGAGAUGCUCCAGGAGUCGGGGCAGUCUCCUGCCGCUGGCGUUAUAAGCCGCGGCGUCAGCCCCUCCCCUCACCUCCACCAACAUCACCAACAUCACCAACAGCAGCAACAGCAGCAUUUCACGGAUGUGACAUCUGGCUUGACUCUCGAUUCCUCAAUCGCUGCUGCUGCUACCACCUCCUUCCCUUCCUUUGAUCCAAAUAUCACCGGUAGUCUCACCACCGGUGCCGAUUCGUACGGGUACACUGCCGCCGGUUAUCUGUCUGGGACCCCUGCCUCGCAGAGCUUGUCUCCGCCGACCGACCAGAACUACGCGCACAGCCUGCAGGUAUCGCAGUCGUUCGACACUGGGCUGGUCCCUCAGUUCAACCAAUCGCCAGGCGUGCCGAUGCAGCAGCCGUCGCAGUCGUCGCAACAGCAGCAGGCCAUCGAAGACAACUUCUCCAACCUUCUGAACUCCAGUUCCACCGACUACGACUUCUCGGCGGUCUACUCGAAUCACAGCCCGAGCAGCAACACGGCGCCCGAGUACGAUUCCUCCCUUCUCCUCGACUCCCAGAUUCAGCUUCAUCAACAAUCCCACCCGACCGGUCAGGCCGUCAACCCCGCGGACUUGGUCACCCAGAUCCCCUCGCCGCACUCUUCCGCCUCUCCACAGAUCUCGCCUCUGGAACAGCAACAGCAGCAACAUUCCUCACCUGGCCCCAUGUCCCCCCUAGGUUCGACUCCGGGAGCCUACUAUACUCCCCAACACUCCCGCCAUGCCUCCUUAGACCCUACUGCCGCCUACCUCACGGGGAACGCGCAUACCGACUGGCAGGCGGUCAUGAACAACAGCAAUGCCUUUCAGGGACACCGACGCGCCCCAUCGGAGGUCUCUGAGAUUUCCUCCGCCGCGCCUUCACCCUAUCUAUCACAGCAUGAGUCUUUCGAUGGUGUUGAUAAUAAUCCUUCCCCCCUCUUGGCGGCCCAAAAUGACCCCAGUCUCUAUGAUAAUGCGCUGGGUAUCGAGAACUUUACAUUAUCUGACCCCCACCAUCAGCAGCAGCGGCAGCACCAGCACCAGCACCAAGGAUUUAGCCCGGCGCAUAGCCCUUACAUUUCCCCUCAGUUGAUGCCGCAGCAGGGGCAAGAAAUGAUUCCCAACGUGCCCUAUCUUACCGCCCCGACUCCAAAUGCACAGUACCCGACCCCCCCGAGUGACCUGUAUCCGAAUGGUCCAGAGGGCAUGGGCAAUCUGGCACAGGGCAACCUCUCUGGAGACAUUGGCCAGGCCUCCCAAAUGGCCCCGCCGUCCAUCAACGUGGAGUUUGCUCCGCCGUCACGGAUCCCCAGCUUUGGACCAUCGAAGCCGGCGGCCAAUUUCGAUACCUUGAGUCCUCCCCCGUCAUCAACACGCUCGCGUGGACGAAGCAAAUCCGAUCCGUAUGCCCACCAGACUACUCGCCUGCGCUCCUCGUCGACCUCGAGCAGUCUGGAGCCUCUGGCUCCUAACACUCCCCGAUCGCUAUCCCCGUUCGACUCCAUCGGCCGCCAAUUGCAGAGCAACCCGAGUUCUCGAGAGCCAUCGCCAUCCAGAUCCAAUCGGCGUCUCUCAACCUCAUCGAUCGACAGCCGCAACUACAUCCUCGGCCUCGCCGACCCUCUCCGGCCUGGUGCGAGUCCGAGCGACUCCAAACGCGUCCAGAAGCACCCAGCCACGUUCCAAUGCACUCUCUGCCCGAAGCGCUUCACCCGGGCAUAUAACCUGCGGUCUCACCUGCGGACUCACACCGACGAGCGGCCUUUUGUUUGCACCGUAUGUGGUAAAGCGUUUGCUCGGCAGCAUGACCGUAAGAGACACGAGGGGUUGCACUCGGGCGAGAAGAAGUUCGUCUGUCAAGGAGAGCUCUCGCGUGGUGGGCAGUGGGGGUGCGGUCGCCGAUUCGCCCGUGCGGAUGCCUUGGGGCGUCAUUUCCGAUCGGAGGCUGGUCGGAUUUGUAUCAAGCCGCUGCUGGAUGAGGAGUCUCAAGAACGGGAGCGUGCCCUCAUGAACCAGCAGCAACAUCAAUUGCAGCCUAUUCCGCAGCCACUCAUGAUCCCGCUGGACGGCUCCGCAGCCGGUAACUUUAUCUUGCCUGCUGCGCUGCUGGCUCAAUAUCCGGCACUUCAGAACCUGCAAUGGGAUCAACUUGCAGCCACGGCGGAUGAUCCGAGUGACAUCGGAGGCCGCAGCAGCUUCGACGCCAGCUCUGGCGGUGAGUUCGGCUUCGAGGACGACGAGUCCGGCAUCAGCAGCGUCUCCGGCAUGAGUGCCGGAUAUCCCGCCCAGCCGGGUAAUUUUUACGGAGUCCACCCAGGUCAGAUGAUAGGUGGCUCUCCUGGCGACCCUGGGUACAUCGACCCUGAAUGGAAGGGCUGA